CUUCCCGCACGAUCUCACGAUGUGUUUGUAGAUAAAGGUGAGUGUAUCUCGGACCCUUGUCAGAACGGCGCUACAUGUGUCGACAGGACGGACCGCUACGUCUGCCAGUGUGCGCCUGGAUGGGAGGGAACUAACUGCGACAUCAACAUCGACGAGUGUGCGUCCGGACCAUGUCAAAACAACGCCACCUGUCAUGACCAUGUCAACUACUACACCUGUAACUGCACCUCUGGAUGGGAGGGAACCCACUGUGAGAUAAACACAGAUGAGUGCGCGUCUUCGCCUUGUCUGAACAGCGCCGCCUGUCGUGACCGUGUGAAUUACUACCUCUGUGACUGCGCACCGGGGUACCAUGGGAUACACUGUGAAGAAGACACAGACGAGUGCGCAUCUGACCCCUGUUUAAACAGCGCCACCUGUCUUGACUGGGUGAACUACUACUCCUGUGAAUGCGCGGCUGGCUACAGUGGGACACACUGUGAAAAAGACAUCAACGAGUGUGCGUCCUACCCGUGUAGAAAUGGUUCCACCUGCCAUGACCACCUGAACGGUUACACCUGCCAGUGUGAAUCGGGAUGGGAGGGCGUACACUGUGAUAUAGACAUAGACGAGUGCCUGUCGGACCCCUGUCAGAACCAGGGCAGGUGUUUGGACAUUGUGAACGGGUACGGCUGUUUCUGUCGGUACGGAUGGAUCGGGACACAGUGUGGCAUCAACCGCCCGUGCCCGACCAACAUUUGUGAGAAUGACGGCCAUUGCAUCAUGGUACCGGAAGGCUUCAGAUGUCUGUGUUACCGGGGGUGGACAGGGACAUACUGUGAGAAAGUGUUCCUCGGUGAAAACGUCGAGGUGGACUGGCAGCUCGGCGAGUCCAUCACCCGCGGAAAUUGGUCAGCCGGUAACGAGGAGCACCUGAUCCAGGACUGCCGACAGUCCGACCGCUUCCCGUUCCGUACCUACAACCAGUGCCUGCGGCCUGGCGACGGCGGGCAGGCCAUCAGUAACGAGGCCGCUCACAGCGGGAACUUCUCCUGGCACUUCAAGAGAGGUUACUCCAGCCUGGGCGCGGGGACGCCUUUCUCCGCUAGCUUACACACCUGGGCGGGCAGAAAGGACGGAGAGUAUACGGCGGGCGCGGACUCGUUCUACGCUUCCUUCUUCUUCAAACUCGCUAACAAUAAACUUGACGAGUCGAGGAUAGCCGUAAUGGCAGGAAACCCACAUGGGGACGAAAGAGCUUCAAACUACCUCGAAAUUUACGCAGAACCGGAGCAGAGAGUAUCGGGUGCCCGAUUUAAAGGGCUCCAUGUCCGGGUGGCCGAUAGUUACCCUGACUAUGCCUACUGCUCGCUAUAUAAGAACUGCACAAGCGGGCACUUCUAUUACAUAGCAGAGAAUCUCACUAUCUCUGAGUGGCAUAGAAUUGAAAUGACGCUACACGCAAAACCGGUAGACUAUUUCGACGAAUGGCACUACCUAGUAGAUCAGAAGUAUAACUUUUCUGGAGGUGCGUACUUUCAAACAGAGAGGUACGAUAAAGGUUGGCCCUACGAGUAUGUAAAUAGACUCAAAUUUCAGCCCAGGCAUGAUAACUAUAAAAAGAAGUAUCUAGGUUUUUUCUUCGAUGAUAUUUACUACAAGGCCUUCGACGCGGAAGAGAGAUUUGACACAAUUGAGGAAUACGGAACGUCGUUUGAAGAAGUCAUUUUGCCAUAA
Messenger RNA from Branchiostoma belcheri (Belcher's lancelet), 1716 nucleotides. RefSeq names its product neurogenic locus notch homolog protein 1-like. The transcript has 8 exons. The record is from RefSeq and is a predicted model, not a curated record. Gene Ontology annotation, molecular function: calcium ion binding. Lineage: Eukaryota; Metazoa; Chordata; Leptocardii; Amphioxiformes; Branchiostomatidae. Gene Ontology annotation, biological process: establishment or maintenance of epithelial cell apical/basal polarity; heterophilic cell-cell adhesion. The annotation marks the transcript as partial. Gene Ontology annotation, cellular component: protein-containing complex; plasma membrane.